Molecule: messenger RNA, 1161 nt
Organism: Microthlaspi erraticum
Lineage: Eukaryota; Viridiplantae; Streptophyta; Magnoliopsida; Brassicales; Brassicaceae
Source: the annotation of a GenBank genome assembly
AUGGACUCCACAUCGACUGAUAAUAUUAGAGAAGAUGUUGUUAGUCAGGUAUUAGGCAUAGACAGACCAGGAAGGCUAAGGGGAAUGGGACGAGGGGCAACGGUUACAAAGCUGGCUUUCUUACAGGCCAGGGACUCGCAUGUGCAGAAGCUUGAAGCAACUCAAGCAGAGUUACUUACUCAACUUGAAGAACUACGAAAUGUGGUUAGUGACUUAGCUGCUAAAAAGAGACAGAAUGAUGAAGAUUCAACGUCUGAGUUUAGAGACAUUAGCAAAGGUGGAAUUAGGUGCCAGCUAUUGGAUUGGUAUGCAACAGACGAUGUUGUUAUUGGGGAAGGUGAAUUCUGCUCUAGUGAGCCAAGCUAUAAAAUUGGUCGAAUUCCGUUAGGUCCUAACGCGACAGCGGUCACUGUGAAGUCUGCAUCGGUUGUAGAAGUGUGUGUGUGGAGGCCUUCUCAAACCAUUGUCGCACUAGGUCAAGCUGUCGGAAUAAAAAUCGCAUGGCCAUCUGAUAAGAUAAUCUUGGACAAUGACAUGAACCCAUCCAAACCUCCCAACACUGUAGGAUCGGAGGCAGCAGAUCAAUCAGUAGAAAGAGUUCAAAUUUUUGAUUGGAAUGACGAGAAUGACAUGAUUGUUGAGGGUGUAUUGUUGUCAACUGAUCCAAAAAAAAUUGUGAACCAUGUUCCUUUGGGGCCAAAUGUUGCACUUGUGAAAGUCAAUGUGGUGGUAAAUCCUGUUGCUUAUUUAUGGAGGCUUACUGAAAAAAUAUCCUUGAUGGGAGAUGCUUUGAGUCAGAACAUUGUAUGGCCUAUUAAGAUGAUACACUUGGCGAGUGUAUCUACACCAGAGGAGUCAACCAAGAAGUCACCUCCGAGUGGUAGCACUAGCACUGGUAAUAGCAAAGGUGCAAAACAGAAGUGCAUUCUACUAGAUUGUAAUGGCUCUGGUGAGCAUGUUGCAGUAGGGCGUGUUUCUUCCACUGAUCCAGCGGAGAAGGUACAUUUCGUCCCUUUAGGUUUGAAUGCAAGCAAGGUUUGGGUAGAAGUUUCAAAGGUUGAUAACGCAAAAGUUUGGAAACCAAAUUCAGAGGUUACAUUUGUAAGUGAUGCAGUAGGAACCACAGUGGCUUGGCCAAAUGACAAACUUAUCUUGUUGUAA